Molecule: messenger RNA, 1586 nt
Organism: Ostrea edulis (European flat oyster)
Lineage: Eukaryota; Metazoa; Mollusca; Bivalvia; Ostreida; Ostreidae
Product: alpha-1,3-mannosyl-glycoprotein 4-beta-N-acetylglucosaminyltransferase C-like
Exons: 5
Coding region: 1-1500 (499 amino acids)
Biological process (GO): protein N-linked glycosylation
Molecular function (GO): acetylglucosaminyltransferase activity
Source: RefSeq, a predicted model, not a curated record
AUGGUGGUAGAACAUGUUAGUGUGAGAUCAGGUGGUGUAGAAUCUGAAUCACAGCACGACGGUUUAUCUCAGUUAUCCGGAACCAGGGGAGAGGUGGUGGUCCAGAAACCUAACAAAACAUUAUAUUUUUCAUCAGUGGAGAGGGAAGACUCCAGAGGGAGUCCGUACUAUGGGCAGAGACGGAUAUCAUACCAAGACUUCCUUAACCAGCAUUUUGUUUCUUUUCAGCCAUCAGUAGAUCUGACAAAACUUCGGUCGAACUGGAGAGCAGACGCCCGUAUCAUUCCAAACGCCAGCAACAAGAAACGCUAUUUAACGAUUGGCAUACCGACAGUGAAGCGAGAGAAGGAUGAGUAUAUUUUGAGUACCGUCCAGUCCAUCGUGAACUGCACGCGGAAGGAGGAACUACAGGAGAUCUACAUCGUUGUCUUCCUUGCCGAUUUUGACGAGGACUGGAAGGCCAACAUCAGUAAACAUCUGCGACAGCAGUUUGGCGAUAUCAUUUCCAUGGGAACGCUGCACGUGAUCCAAGCAUGGGAUUCAUUUUAUCCGCCAUUGGAUAAUUUAAAACAUACAUUUGUCGACCCAGAGACUAAAAAGAAAUGGCGGGCUAAACAAAAUGUCGACUACGCGUUUUUGUUUCUGUAUAGUCAGGUUCUUGCCACGUACUAUAUACAAAUGGAGGAUGAUACAUAUACCGUACCGGGUUAUUUUAAAGUUAUAAAAGACUACGUCAAGAAGUUCAAAGAGCGCUGGGUGUGUUUAGAAUUCUCCGAAUUAGGAUUCAUUGGAAAAUUAUACCACUCCGAGGACAUCGACAAACUGGCCAAAAUGGUCUUGUUGUUUUACGCACAGCAACCGUGUGACGUCACGUAUUUGAAUUUCAAUGUUCAGAUGUUGCAGUUUAAGCGACACAUUCGUCGGCCGACGAUAUUUGAACAUGUUGGCUAUCAUUCGUCACUUCCGGGGAAAAUACAACCCCUUAAGGAUCGUUUCUUUGAGGAACAUCAAAAAUCGAUAAAGGGUGACAACCCACUCGCGAAAUUGUACACCAGUUUGCCAUUUGAGGGAUAUUUCAACCCUGACAAAGCCUACCGUAGAGAGGAAGGAAUUUUCUGGAGUUCUAAAAAUGGCCGAGCAAACGAUUGGUUCUCCGUGGUAUUCGAUGAACCUCAGUUGUUAAGCAAAAUAGUUAUCCAUACCGGAAUAAAAUCUCACCCUGGUGAUAAAAUGCAUUUUGCAAAACUGGAGGCAAGUCUUGCGUCGACGCCCAGGGGCCCCGGCAAACCCGAGUGUAGCCGGAAUAAACUGCUGGGGUAUUUUGAAGAUGGCGACAUAGAACUGAAUGAAGUUCGGUCUAUCACAGGAGAAGAAAAAAAUCACUGUUUGAAUAUCAUCAUCACCAACAAACAGGAAACUUGGUUGAUAGUUAGGGAGAUAGCGGUGUUUACUGUACACCACGAAAUCAAGCAGACAACAAAAAAUCUGGGUGAUAGUUAGGGAGAUAGCGGUGUUUACUGCACAACACGAAAUCAAAAAGACGUCUUAAGCAUUGCAGAAUGUGUUAUCCUGAGCACAAAACAAAA